Molecule: messenger RNA, 1100 nt
Organism: Tachyglossus aculeatus (Australian echidna)
Lineage: Eukaryota; Metazoa; Chordata; Mammalia; Monotremata; Tachyglossidae
Gene: CD27
Product: CD27 molecule
Exons: 6
Coding region: 60-869 (269 amino acids)
Biological process (GO): negative regulation of apoptotic process
Cellular component (GO): external side of plasma membrane
Molecular function (GO): protein binding
Source: RefSeq, a predicted model, not a curated record
GCCGCGGGGCAGCGGGACCGUGGGGCAGCGAGGCCACAACCGAGUGGGCAGUGGGUGCCAUGGUCCAAGCGGUGCCCCUCUGGCUGGGUGCGCUGAGGUGGUUCUGGGCCUGGGGGGCCCUGGGGGCCCUGGGCGCCGGCUGUCCGGAGGGUCAGUACCUGGUCGGAGCAGGGACACGGUGCUGCCUGCUGUGUGAUGCAGGCAGGUACCUGGAGGAAGACUGUGGAGAAGGGGGGCUGAAACCUCGCUGUUCCCCCUGCUCCUCCGGCUUCUCCUUCACCCCCAAACCUAACUCCCAGCGCCAGUGUGAGAGCUGCCAAAUCUGCAGGCACGGCUUCCUCCAAAAAUGCAAUGUGACCUCGAACGCCAAGUGCGGUUGCCAGCCCGGACUGCGGUGCCAGGACCAGGACUGUACCUACUGUGUCCCCCAGCUACAGGGCCCCCAAGCUCGCCCCACCUCCAGGCACCGACUGGUCUCGACGGGCAGUGGUCAACCCCGUUCCCCAGUAGCCACGGCCAUCAGCGCCAGGAGCAAUCUGCCAGCUUCGGCCGGCAGCUGGACGGCAACCACUCUUGGGGUCACCACCUCCCACCCACGAGUUUGGUUCCCGCCCAGCUCUGCCUUCAUCCGGAUGUUGGCGGUCUUCUCUAGCCUGCUCGUCGCCCUGGUCCUCAUAGUGUGCUGGCUGCUCUGUGAGGGACGGAGGCUGAGUGGAAAACCAGAUCCCCGCGUCGAGGGCUUGGCGGCCAAGCCCCGGCCAAGCUCCGGUGAGGAGCCGUGCCCUUGCAGGAGCCCACAGGAGGAGGAGGGCAGCACCCUGCCCAUCCAGGAAGACUGCCACAAGCCGGACUUGGCCUCCUACCCCUGAGACGGUCGCAGGGAGGGCAGACUAGAGAUCCAGGGCUGGGGAGGGGGCCGGGUCGGACCCCGGGACCCCUCGUCCGUCUGUGAAGUCCCCACCACCAAGGGAGGAAGGAAAUGAUGAAAGUAGGGGUGAGAGAGGGGGAGCAGGGGCCAGGGGCAUGACACCCCUCCUCCAGGCUGUCCUCUCUGCUCCUGGAGACUGGUGGGGCCUGGCACCCCCCCCAAACAUCUAAUA